This is a messenger RNA of Saccostrea cuccullata (small rock oyster), 333 nucleotides long. Its product is annotated as serine protease inhibitor Cvsi-2-like. NCBI's taxonomy places the organism in Eukaryota, Metazoa, Mollusca, Bivalvia, Ostreida, Ostreidae. The record is from RefSeq and is a predicted model, not a curated record. The coding region runs from base 58 to 309 and encodes 83 amino acids. The transcript has 3 exons.
GAAAAGAAUUGGCCAUAUAUAUAAUCAUUCACAACAUUUAGUGAAGCAAAGAUCACCAUGAGGGCCAUCUUUAUUCUCGCUGUCGUUGUUGUCGGAGUCAUCGCUGAAAGAUGUGAUGACACGGAUGACUGUUCAGCCACUACAUGCGGGGGCGGAUCAACCCUCCAUUGUAUUGGACAUACGUGCACGUGUACCACAGCAGCAAGUGGUGAUGGAGCUUGCACCAUGGCCAAUGACUGUCACGGACGUUGUGAUCAUGGACGCCAGCACCAUUGUAUUGAUGGUCGAUGCAGAUGUACACAUUUUUAGAAGAAAUAAAUUCGUCUACCUUAA